GGGAUGGAGCAAGUGGUAAUGGAUAUUGAGAAAAAUUUGAAUUGGCUGUUGACGUACGUGGAGGGCGAGACAGAGUCGAAGGUGCUAACGCCAAAUGUUAUUAUGUGGGGAGGAAACGCAUAUCCACUCGAGGAACUGGAAACAGACACAGACAAGUUGACAUCGAUGAACAGGCAGCUGAUUAAUGCAAGACAACAUGCAUGGCAAUGCUGGAAAAGGGAGUAUAUUCACGCUUUAAUGGAACGCAUUGGACAAAAACGAAAGGCGGGAGU
Molecule: messenger RNA, 272 nt
Organism: Paramuricea clavata
Lineage: Eukaryota; Metazoa; Cnidaria; Anthozoa; Malacalcyonacea; Plexauridae
Source: the annotation of a GenBank genome assembly